Messenger RNA from Closterium sp. Naga37s-1, 1413 nucleotides. The record is from the annotation of a GenBank genome assembly. Lineage: Eukaryota; Viridiplantae; Streptophyta; Zygnematophyceae; Desmidiales; Closteriaceae.
AUGACGAGAAAUCUGGUUACGCUGCGAGGGGGUUUACUCCGUCGGCUUUCGUUGCGUGUUGCUGUGGUCAUCCUCUUCCUCCCUCCCUCUCCCAACCCACACUGGUCUCGUUUAUCGCACCUCCCCACUUCGUCGUCUCUCCCUUUCUCUCGCUCCCCUUUCUCUCACAUCAUGGCUACCACCAUGAACAAGAAGAAGAAGUUUGUGGCGGACGGCGUGUUCUACGCGGAGCUGAAUGAGCUGCUCACGCGCGAGCUGGCGGAGGAGGGGUACUCGGGCGUGGAGGUGCGCAACACGCCCAUGCGCGUCGAGAUCAUCAUCCGCGCCACGCGCACGCAGAAUGUCCUCGGCGAGAAGGGGCGGCGCAUCCGCGAGCUGACGUCGGUGGUGCAGAAGCGGUUCAAGUUCAAGGAGGGCACGGUGGAGCUCUACGCCGAGAAGGUCGCCAACAAGGGCCUCUGCGCCGUCGCGCAGGCGGAGUCGCUGCGCUACAAGCUGCUCGGCGGGCUCGCCGUGCGCCGCGCGUGCUACGGUGUGCUGCGCUUCAUCAUGGAGAGCAACGCCAAGGGCUGCGAGGUGAUUGUGAGCGGGAAGCUGCGCGCGCAGAGGGCCAAGGCGAUGAAGUUCAAGGACGGGUACAUGAUCUCGUCCGGUGGGCCCGUGCGCGAGUACAUCGACUCCGCCGUGCGCCACGUCAUGCUGCGCCAGGGAGUGCUGGGCAUCAAGGUGAAGAUCAUGCUUCCUCACGACGCCAGUGGCAAGGCCGGUGUUGUCCGCCCUCUGCCCGACCAGGUUACCAUUCACACGCCCAAGGACGAGGACGAUGCUCUUUUCAAGCCCGUUAUCGGCAAGGAGGCUGAGGCUCUGCUAGCGCUGUCCCGUCCCCCGUCUUCGCCUCGGUUUAGUAAACUCGCGACCCCUCUCAUCCUCUCGCUCCUGCUCCUCCUCCACCAUUCCCCGCUCAUCUCCGCCGCUACCACUUACGGCGGCGUUCUGCCUGCUGCCAAUACUCUCGCAUCCCCGUACUCGCUUCACAACGGCUGGUUCGUCUUCUGGCUGUGCACUUAUAACGAGGACGCGGAUACGGGCGAAGUUUCUUUCACCCCGUUCUGGUUCAACGGAUUCCAGGAGGACUUCCCGAGUCCCAUGGAUGCUGCGCUGCCGCCUCUCGGAUUCUACGCCGUGAACGGGAACUGCGAGUACAUGGUUGACUCCUCGUGCAACAUCGUGCAAAAAGAUCUGGAGUGCGACGGCUGCUGCUAUCUGAACCCGCGCCCGGCCAUGUGGAAGCAGGUCACGUGCUUUGGCAGGCUGAGCGAGAAGUGCAACUACCGCAUUGCACCCCUCUCCGGCACCUGCGGGGAGCCGGCAAACAGCACCAUCAACUGCAACGUCUGCAACUUUUCCUCUUAG